AAGCUCUCACUCCUCUCAGUAGAAAGUCUUUGCCGCGAAUAUUUACAGCAGCGACGCCGUCGCCCUCUCUCUCUCUCCCACCGCUGAUACUUUCUUCUUUCUCUCUCUAACUUUUUUCCGGAUUCUAUUAGGGCUUUCGUAAGAGUAUUUUAGGGCUUUUGGUUUAGUAUUUUCGAUCUAAUCAUGGCGGACUGGCAACAAUUCGUACAAUCGGUGGUUUUCGGCCUGAUUUUCUCUUACCUUCUCGCUAAGCUCUUCUCUGUAAUCUUCGCCUUCCGCGACGAGAAUCUUCGGAUUUCUCGGAGCGACUCCGUCGACGACGAUUCGAAGGCGGUUGAUGCUCCGUUGAAGACUGCUAAUGACGCGGAGCUCCUCGGCGAUGAGGUUUUGGAAGAGGAGGAGCCGCUGAUUGGAGAAGAGGAUGAGAGCUCGACGGUUGACAGCGAUGAUAGCGAGGACGAUGAUUGGGAAGGAGUUGAGAGUACUGAGCUGGACGAGGCGUUCAGUGCUGCAACUGCAUUCGUGGCUGCUACGGCGGCGGAUCGGUCAGCGCUCAAAGUGUCGAAUGAGUUGCAAUUGCAGCUAUAUGGACUCUACAAGAUUGCUACCGAGGGACCUUGCAGUGCUCCCCAGCCUUCUGCUCUGAAAAUGACUGCUCGUGCCAAAUGGCAAGCAUGGCAAAAGUUGGGAGCUAUGCCACCUGAAGAAGCCAUGGAAAAGUACAUUGACAUUGUUACUGAGUUGUAUCCUACUUGGGCUUCUGGUGCAGCAUCAUCUAAGAAGAACAGGGAAGAAAUUGGCAGUGCAGAUUCUAAGGCUACAAUGGGACCUGUUUUUAGCACCUACAUUUAUGAAGAGGAAUCUGAAACUGAAUUGAAAAUGGAUGCUAUACAUGCCUUUGCAAGAGAAGGAGAUGAUAAAAACUUGCUCAAAUGUAUCGAAAGUGGUGUUCCUGUGGAUCUGAAGGACAGUGAGGGUCGUACUCCAUUGCACUGGGCUGUAGAUCGUGGCCAUCUAAAUAUCACUAAAGUGCUUCUAAGCAAGACUGCCAAUGUAAAUGCAAAGGAUAAUGAAGGGCAGGCCCCAUUACAUUACGCGGCGGUUUGCGAGAGGGAAGAUAUUGCAGAGUUGCUUGUGAAGCACAAUGCUGACAUAGAUGUGAAGGAUGACGACGGAAAUUGCCCUCGCGAUCUGUGUGAUUUGAAGUGGCCAUGGCUACAGUGCACAGCCACCGAGUGAUGUUUUUCCUCCACUACUGAUAAUUCUUAUAGAUGUACAUGCUCUAUAUACAUCUCGGCAGUGGAUUGAUUGCCUUUUAAUGAAUGGACUUUGACACAUAAUUCUCCCUCAGUAUAUUUUUUAGUAGUUUUGCUUAGUCUAACGUCCGGUUCUGGUCUAUCCAGUUUUAUUCAGAAAACGGAUAUAGACUGAUAAUUUUUUGUUUUGUAGUAAGGGAAUGAAAGACUUUUUAUAGACUGAA
Ipomoea triloba (trilobed morning glory) is the source of this 1480-nucleotide messenger RNA. RefSeq names its product acyl-CoA-binding domain-containing protein 1-like. Gene Ontology annotation, molecular function: protein binding; fatty-acyl-CoA binding. The transcript is spliced from 6 exons. Bases 184 to 1239 code for a protein of 351 amino acids. The record is from RefSeq and is a predicted model, not a curated record. Lineage: Eukaryota; Viridiplantae; Streptophyta; Magnoliopsida; Solanales; Convolvulaceae.